CUUAUUUGUAUAGGUUUCCUUACUUGUGUCUCACCUACCUUGUUUAAGAUUGAGACUCCCCCUAUAUAUAUAUUCAUGUAAUCACAACUCAUUCAAUCAAUGAAAAUAAUAAUUCUUCAUGAUACCAGAGCCUAAUUAAAACAAAAAAAACCCUAACCCUACCUCUCGGCUCUCCCUCUCUCCUGCGGCAGACUCAGCGCCGCCCCUCCUUCAACGUCGGCAGUCCCAGCGGCGGCACUCCCUCCCCCUCUCCCUUCGGCUCUCUCUCCUCUCUUCAAUGGCCGAAAGCGAGGUUACCUCCAACUCCACUCCGGCGAAAACCCCUCAUCUUGCUUUCACGACGGUCUCUAAUGUCAAACUCCACGUUCCGAUUCUUCUCAGUCUCUCUCAACCGAACUACAAAAAGUGGAGUCGCCUUUUCCUUCUCUUGGUUCGCCGAUUCAAUCUCCAAGGCUACAUCAAUGGCUCCAUCGUCCCUCUCUCCGAAGACGACGAUGAGUGGCUCCAACUUGACGCUCUCCUCCAGGGAUGGAUCUUAUCCACCAUCUCCGACGAAGUCUCGGAUCUGGUUAUCUCAUCUGUCUCCACCGCUUCUGCUCUUUGGAAAGUUAUCCAUGAUCUUUUUCACGACAACAAGAAUGCUCGUGCCAUGCAACUCGAGCACGAGUUCCGUACCACUGUCAAAGGCAACACUUCUAUGGCGGCCUACUGUCAACAUCUGCAAAAUCUUGCAGACUGGCUAGACGAUGUGGAUGCCCCGGUGUCCCAACAUCAAUUGGUUCUUCAGAUGCUCCGUGGUCUCCCCGAUGAUUUGCAAGCCCAGACGUCUUUUCUUCAAUUUCAGGANCCACCCCUACUGCCUUGGCCCACCAUUUUGACACCAUGUCCCUCAAAGAGCCAACCUGGUUUAUGGACACCGGCGCCUCACACCACAUUGCCUCCGACCCAGACACAGUUCACUCAUGACAUACUUGAGCGGGCCGGGAUGGCUUCUUGUCGCCCCAUCUCCACCCCUGUGGACACUAAGGCAAAGCUCUCCUCCUCGUCAGGCACUCUGCUCCCCGAUCCUACUCUUUAUCGAUCUGUUGUUGGAGCUCUACAGUACCUUACAUUUACUCGCCCUGACAUCACGAUUGAGACUCCCCCUAUAUAUAUUCAUAGGAAGAUAACAUUUUCACAAGCUUAUGGACAAACAGGGCCAGAGUCCCGAGAUGUGUUGAAGAGACAAAGUCCAGAGAUGGCGAAACUAAACAGCUAUAUGACUGCUGAUGCCUUCUAGUCGGGCGCCGCCGCGGGCGGCAAAGUUCUUCCAUCUUCGUCGACAAUAAAUUCCCACCACCUCUCCCCCGUCUCCUACAAACAAGUUCGGAAUUCACUUCCUCCGCUCACAGGUCUGAUCGAAGUGCAGAGGUUUCGAAUUCUGCGGUUGCAAACGCCGAUCCGGUAUGUUUUAAGUUCGGUAUGUUUUAGAGCUGAAACUAUUGUAUUACUUGAAAUUUAUUUCCAUUUUAACGAACCCUGAUGCAAAUACUGGAAUUAUUGUGUUGAACUUAGGUGCAGUUUAUGAGAUAUCAAGUACUGUUUU
Molecule: messenger RNA, 1585 nt
Organism: Cuscuta campestris
Lineage: Eukaryota; Viridiplantae; Streptophyta; Magnoliopsida; Solanales; Convolvulaceae
Source: the annotation of a GenBank genome assembly